Messenger RNA from Papilio polytes (common Mormon), 476 nucleotides. RefSeq names its product poly(U)-binding-splicing factor half pint (gene hfp). The transcript is spliced from 2 exons. NCBI's taxonomy places the organism in Eukaryota, Metazoa, Arthropoda, Insecta, Lepidoptera, Papilionidae. The coding region runs from base 60 to 452 and encodes 130 amino acids. The record is from RefSeq and is a predicted model, not a curated record. Gene Ontology annotation, cellular component: catalytic step 2 spliceosome; precatalytic spliceosome. Gene Ontology annotation, molecular function: RNA binding. Gene Ontology annotation, biological process: mRNA splice site recognition; regulation of alternative mRNA splicing, via spliceosome; alternative mRNA splicing, via spliceosome.
ACACUACGAAAGCUGAAAAGAUCUGAUGGCAUUAAAUGUUUUUUUUUUUCAUUUGAUAUAUGUCGCGUUGGUGUAUAGUAAGGGAUGUGAUGUUUCCGAACAGAGUGUACGUGGGAUCUAUAUCGUUUGAGUUGAAGGAGGACACGAUCCGGCAGGCGUUCCUGCCGUUCGGGCCCAUCAAAUCCAUCAACAUGUCGUGGGACCCCGUCACGCAGAAGCACAAGGGCUUCGCCUUCGUCGAGUACGAGAUCCCUGAAGCUGCGCAGCUCAGCCUGGAGCAGAUGAACGGCGUCAUGCUCGGCGGCAGGAAUAUAAAGGUGGUGGGGCGGCCCUCCAACAUGCCGCAGGCGCAGGCCGUCAUCGACGAGAUCCAGGAGGAGGCCAAGCAGUACAACCGCAUCUACGUCGCCUCCAUACACCCCGAGCUCACCGAGGACGACAUCAAGAAGUAAGCCCGCGUCCUCCUCGCCCUCCUC